GCUGAGCCUGUACUCGUUUCCCGACCUACAUAUGCGCGCCUCCUCCCCGCGAGGAUCCGGGGUAGCCGCGGCCAGCCCCUGACCCGGAGCGCUGAGGACACUUGGCUUUCGCCGGGAGCGCCCCCCCCUUCUCUGGGCCUCAGUUUGCCCCGCUGUCGAGUGGGGUCAAAGCCCGAAAGCGUUGGGGACGCUGCAGCCUGUGCCCCUCCUCCGAGCCUGGAAAUGCAGCCCACAGCCACCAUGGCCACGGCCGCCACCACCACGGCCACCACUGCUGCCCUGACCACGACGUGGGACAACACCACCAGCCGCCCCACUGCGGAGCCCGACCCCAUCCGGGACAACUACGUGCUGCUGGUGGUGGUGAUGUCGCUGUUCGUUGGGGGCACGCUGGUGGUGCUGUCGGGCGUGCUGCUCCUGUGCAAGCGCUGCUGGGAGGUCCACCGGCGCCUCAACAGAGCGGUGGAGGAAGCAGAGAAGACCACCACCACCUACCUGGACAAUGGCACUCACCCAGCCCCAGACCCUGACUUCAGGGGGGAGGACCCCGAGGGCCAGGAUGCCGAGACGGAGCGCUUCCUGUCCACCGGCUCCACCGGCCGCCGCGUGUCCUUCAACGAGGCCGCCCUGUUUGAGCAGAGCCGGAAGACACAUGACAAGGGCCGCCGGUACACCCUGACGGAGGGGGACUUCCACCACCUCAAGAACGCCCGGCUCACCCACCUGCACCUGCCACCCCUCAAGAUCGUCACCAUCCACGAGUGUGACUCGGGCGAGGCCAGUGCAGCUGCCACCCCCCACCCCACGGCCACCCCCAAGGCCAGCCUCGCCAUAUUCCAGCCCCCGGGGAAGGCCCUCACUGGCCGCUCCGUGGGCCCCAGCUCCGCCCUGCCAGGUGACCCCUACAACUCCGCCGUGGGCCCUGCCGACUUCGAGAUCAGCCCCUCGGUGUCCAGCGACUCUGGGGAAGGCCCCUCGCUGGACUCGGGUGCCAGGGGCGCCAAGCCCGCGGGGCCGGGGGCGGCAGCGGGGCCUGGGGAGGCCGGCCCAGUCCUGCAGUUCUUUACCCGCCUGCGGCGCCACGCCAGCCUAGACGGGGCCAGCCCCUACUUCAAGGUCAAGAAGUGGAAGCUGGAGCCCAGCCAGCGGGCGUCCAGUCUGGACACGAGAGGCUCCCCAAAGCGGCACCACUUCCAGCGGCAGCGGGCAGCCAGCGAGAGCACGGAGCAGGAGGACGCAGAUGCCCCCCCAGUGGAUUUUAUCCAGUACAUCGCCAGCGCGGGCGACGCCGUGGCCUUCCCGCCCCCCCGCCCCUUUCUGGCCAGCCCCACCAGCCCGCCCCCCACUCUUGGCAGGUUAGAGGCGGCGGAGGAGGCGGGCGCCGCGGGAGGAGCGAGCCCCGAGUCCCCACCGGAGUGCGGCGGCGGCGGCGGCGGCGGCGGCGGCGCGGGGCCUGAGCAGCAGCAGCAGCAGCAGCAGCUGGAGUCGGAUGGCGAGCGGGACGCGGGGCCGGAGCAGACCCAGACCAUCUACCACGACAUCUGGAGCCUCCGCGCCUCGCUCGAGCUGCACGCGGCCGCCGCCUCGGACCACAGCAGCAGCGGCAACGACCGUGACUCCGUGCGCAGCGGCGACAGCUCGGGCUCCGGGGGCGCCGCGCCCGCCUUCCCGCCGCCCUCGCCGCCGCCCACGCCGCGGCCUGCGGACGUCGAGGCGGGCGGGCCGCGCAAGCUGCUGCAGAUGGACAGCGGCUACGCCAGCAUCGAGGGCCGCGGCGCGGGCGACGACGGGCCGCCCAGCGCCUCCGAGAAGCGCUCCUCCUUCACCAGCGCCGGCCGCGUGGCCACAGUGGGCAGCAGCUUCGAGGUGGCCCCGACCUCCGCCCCCGAGGCGCCCCCGGAGGCGCCCGCCCGGCCCCGCAGCCCGCGCGCCUGGCCCCGCCGCGCCCCGCGCCGCGACUACAGCAUCGACGAGAAGACGGACGCGCUCUUCCACGAGUUCCUGCGCCACGACCCGCACUUCGACGACGCGCCCCCCGCCGCCGCGCGCCACCGCGCACGCGCGCAUCCGCACGCGCGCAAACAGUGGACGCAGCGCGGCCGGCAGCACAGCGACCCUGGGGCGCGCGCCGCGACCACCGGCCCGCCCGGCGCCGACCCCCGGCCCACGCGCGCGCCCCUGCGCCGCGGAGACAGCGUCGACUGCCCGCCCGACGGCCGCGCGGACGACCCGGCCGCCUCUGCCGCCCCCGCCAUCCCCGCCAUCGAGGAGGAGCCCGGCGGCGGCUGCCCAGGCUCGGGCCUGUGCGCCACGCCCCCGGGCGCGCUGCUGGACAAACUGGCGGCGGGCCUGGAAGACAGACUCUUCCUGCCGCGCCUCGUGCAACCCGUCGCCGCGGUCCCCGCGCUGGCCGCCGCCGCGCCCACGUCCCCCGACCACAGCCCAGCCUAAGCCCCGCGCCCUGCGCCCACUUGUCAGCUUCGCCGACGCCGCGCGGGGCCCCCGCGGCGGGACACACCUGGGGCACGACGCCCGGCGCACGUGCGCUGGGACCCCGGUGGCGGGGCCCUGCGCAUGCGCGCGCUGUCCCGGACGACCGCGCCCGCCCAGAUGCGCAGGCGCACAUCCUCGCGACGAGGUCGCCGCGCCGCCCCCAGGUGCGCAUGCGCACAGUCCCUUCCAGGCACGAGGCUUGGUGCGUGGGGCGUCGCGAGGCUCGAGGACCCCAACUCGACUGGAGGAAGCGUGGCAGAUUGCCCUUGGGCUCCUGAGGACCACGUUCAACUGCCCUUGGCCACAGACAGCGGCCUCUGGAUGGUGGCGGGGGCCACCGUGCGUACCGCACCACGUCUCAAGCGCACAGACACAGGAGGCGCAUGUGCAGGGCCUGCACCCGCAAGGGCCAGACCAGUCCGAGGGCGCGAGGCGCAUGCGCAGAGCGGCCCUCCCAGGGCCAACUGAGCCUCGACGUGCGUGUGGUCUGCACGCGCUGGAGUCCACGAGGAGUCCCGCGGGGCGCUGAGCAUCCGCGAGGAGCGCGCCGGCCGCCGGGUGGGAGGUUGGCUGGAGGCCGUGGCUGCCAGCCCCCCAAAGCCCCGGAGCCGUUUACCUCACCGCGGCGCGUGCUCGCGGCAGUCCGCGCCCCCUCCGAGCAAUAACCGUGCCCGCCGCCGCCCCGCCCGCCCGCCCGCGCCCCCGCGCCCGCCCUCCGCAUGCGAGCGGGCCGCCGUCCAAAGAGCCGCCGGUCCCGAGACUCACACAACCCAGCGGCCGGUUCAAGUUUCCCAAGCUUUAUUUAUUGCCAAAAGAUGGGGCGGCCCCGCCCGCCCGAGCUCCGCGCCGUCUGUCCGUCCGUCGUGUCCCAUUCUCUGGUUGGUUAUAAAUGUCACUGCGCACGCUGGCUCGCUCCGGCUCUUCUCUGGGGACCCGGGAGCGCGCAGCCUCGGGGGAAGAGGGCCGGGGUCCUGCCGGCAGGCCCUGGGGCGGAGCUUCGGGGGGCCGGGUCGCCCAGGAGGGCAGCAGGCCGGGCGUGCCCAAAGGCAGCCCCGCGGCGGAGGC
Equus quagga is the source of this 3558-nucleotide messenger RNA. RefSeq names its product CACN subunit beta associated regulatory protein (gene CBARP). Gene Ontology annotation, cellular component: secretory granule; plasma membrane. The coding region runs from base 223 to 2451 and encodes 742 amino acids. The record is from RefSeq and is a predicted model, not a curated record. NCBI's taxonomy places the organism in Eukaryota, Metazoa, Chordata, Mammalia, Perissodactyla, Equidae. The transcript has 11 exons. Gene Ontology annotation, biological process: negative regulation of voltage-gated calcium channel activity; negative regulation of calcium ion-dependent exocytosis. Gene Ontology annotation, molecular function: transmembrane transporter binding.